Caretta caretta (loggerhead turtle) is the source of this 4065-nucleotide messenger RNA. RefSeq names its product fibrous sheath interacting protein 1 (gene FSIP1). Lineage: Eukaryota; Metazoa; Chordata; Testudines; Cheloniidae. The record is from RefSeq and is a predicted model, not a curated record.
ACAAAUGUGAACUCCUGGAUCAUUAUAGCAGUCUUACUGUGAAGUCACAGACAGUCCCCUUAUGCUCUCCAGUCUAUCUUGCUACCAAGGCAAGCUGGAUUUAGUGAUUAAGUGGUCACUCUCACCAAAAAUCACACAAUAUUCAGGUUGCUUCCAGUCCCCAAGAGACCAGUCACUUACCUUAGAUCAGUUGGUACCCUAAUUCUUACACCAAAGACACUGCCUGUAGCCAAUCCUGUCAUAAACUAUCUACAGGUUUAUUAUCUAGGAAAAAGACUUAAGUUAUUUACAGGUUAAAGCAAGCUAAUAUGCGCACUAAUGAGUUGCAGUUUAAAACCUAGGAGUGACAGAGUUGUAGUGAUCUGUCCAUUCAAAAUGUCUUUCAGUGCAAACCCAAGGAUAACCCUGGGGGUUCUCUUACUUCAGUUUAAAUUUUCUGGCCCUGUGAGAGUUCAAACAGCAAAGAGAUGAAAAAUUCUCCUGUGACCCUGUUUUAUCUUUUACAGUUAGGCCUAAACGACAGAGUUAGGCUGAUUUACGUCGACAUAACUAUGUUAGUGUCUACACUAAAAUUUUGCUCCUGCUGAUGUAACUUGCCCGCUAUGCCAACUUAACUCCACCUCCACAAGUGGCGUAAAGUUUAGAUUGACAUCGACUAUUAGUGGCCUCCAGGAGGUGUCCCACCUUGACCACUCUUGUCACCGUUUUGAACUCUGCUGCCCAGUGGCCAGGUACACAGGAAGCUGCCUCUCCUCUUUAAAGACGUGUGAAUUUUUGAAAUGGCAUUUCAUGUUUGCUCAGCUUGGAGAGCUCACAUAGCAGUUCUCAAGCAAACCUGGCAACUUCCCAGCUGACCAUGCCGGUUCCACACUGCAGAUGCACUCCUGUCUGGAGUACACAAGAGGUGUUUGAUCUCCUGAAUCUGUGGGGAGAAGAGGCUGUGCAGACACAGCUCCAAUCCCGCCAGCAGAUCGCUCAGAUCAUGGCGGAGGAGGAGGGCUAUAAGAGGGAGCAGCAGCAGUGCCGCAUGAAAGCCAAGGAGAUGCAGCUGGCAAACCAGAAGGCAAGGGAGGUUAAUAAUUGCUCUGGUGCGGAGUCAUAGACCUGCUGCUUUUACACAGAGCUGCAUACCAUCCUCGGACAACACCCCUCUCCCCCCACAAAGAGUCCCAUGGAUAGUUAGGAAGCGUUACAGGCCUCCACUGUGAACAGCAAAGAACAAGAGGAAUAUCAGGAACAGGGGACUGACAAAUCCAGCUGUGCAGCAAGCCAGGACAUGUUUUUGAGUCCUGUGCAGUCCAGCCAGUCCUUACAGCCCAGGACAGGCGAGCAUGAUGCAGGGAAAGGAACCUUUGCUGGAAAUGUGGCCUUGAGGCUCUUUUCAUCCACACCAGUGGAGCGGCUCAGCCAGAUAGGGAGGAGAACGAAGAGGACAUGGGAUGACAUGUUCCAAGAGAUCCUGCAAGCCUCUGCUGCUUUGGAUACUGAGCACUGGUCUUGGAGAAUCACCCCCGCAGGCAGCAUGAGCAGGGAUAGAGCGGAGAGGAGAAAGAAGUGAGAAAUGGACAGGGAAGUGCAGCAGCAAACAGGCAUGCUGCAGACUCUUGUUGACUUUCAGGUUCAACAGUACCAUGCUCACCUUCCUCUGCAGCCCAUAGAAAACCAUAUUCUGGGACCUCCCUACACACACACACAUUCCACGUAGCAUCCGGGGCUGCUGCACUAUCCCUACCACUCUACGCCGGGGGAGCGUACAGGCAGUCACAGCUGCACAUGCACUGACCUGUGAAAAAGACAGUUGGCAUAUGUGUUUCUGAAAUGGAAAUGACUGUUCUUUCCCCUUCAAAUGUUCUUUUCCCUUUACUUAUUACGUUUUAUUUAGUUAUAAUGUGUCUGUUUGCAUGGGCAUGGUAUAAAACUCUAUUUAUGGAAACGUAAUUCAUCUUUUAGUUCACAACAUAUGCUGGCUGGGGUGCUAGUAACAGGUGAAUUUGUAAUGGUAUAUUACUACACACACAGCACUCAUUACAAGAUUCAUAUGGGGUUGCAAAAGAGCAGUGCCAGGUAGAGCACACUACAGCAACACACAUGGUUUUUCAAAGCCUCUCUGAGCCAAACAGCUUUGCGUAGAGCUGCUCUUAUAGCCCUGGUACCUGGCACUGCUCAAAAUCAGCAGAUAGCUGUUCCAUGUCUGCCCUCCACCCCAGCAGAAACUUUUCCCCCUUUGCUUCACAGAUGUUAUGCAGGACACAGCAGGCACCUAUAACCAGUGGGAUAUUUUUGUCACUGAAGUCCAAUCUCGUUUCUUCACCAGUUGAGCGUAAAGAAGACAAUUCAAGAAACAGCAGUGUAGAGGAAAACAAAGAUGAUGAUAGUGAGAAGCAUGAAGUGAAGAAAAUGAGAACAUCUCCACAGACUUCUGAGCGGGAAAUUAACUGCAUUUUCCAGCAGAAGAUACAAAAUGCUAAUGAGUGUCCAGCAAAUUCUACCAAUCUAGAAAAUACUGAAGAGAAAGUUAUAGAUCCUCGGAUUCAAGUAGCGAUAAAGAAGAUGAAUAAAUUGGACAAUAUACUGGCAAAGAAACAAUCUAGAGAAAGAGAAAUUAAAAAACAAGGCAGAGAAGUGAGGGCUAAACUUUGGGAAGAACUUCAGUCUGUAACCUCACUAAGUGCUUCAGGAACUCAAGAGGAGAUAGAAAAUACAAACAAAUUUUUAGCUUUGACCUCCUCAUUGCAGAUAGUUGAUCCUUCCCAUUCUGAAGAAGAUGAAAUAUUUAUUUCAGUAUUUCACACACAAAUUAAUUCAGAAGAUUACGACUGCAAUGAAAAACAAGCUGUACAGGACCAUCUAAAUGAAAUCAAAACAAGCGGCUCACUGAAAAUAACAGGAAAAACAGACCAAAAAAGUGACACCAGAAGUAAAAAUACUCAAGAUUUUAUUAAAAAGAACAUUGAGCUGGCAAAGGAUUCAGGGAGCCAACUGGUUAUGCUAACGGAAGAGAAGAAAAGAUUGGUUGAACUGUUGAAAGAUAUAGAAGACAAUGGCAGUGAACUUCAAGGCAUUGAGGAAGAUGUAACUGGUUGGCUAAUACCAGGAGAAGGGUACACACCCGAACCAAUGGAAUAUCAUCACCUAAAUGAAAUAGAUGCUAAACUCCAAGUAGUACUCUCUAAUGGUGAUUUCUGUGCAAGUCACAGCUCCUGCUCAAAAGUCCCAAGCCAAAUUUAUCAGGAAUCUCUGGCUUAUGCAAAUAGAAGUCUGGAAGCAGUUCCAGGUGAGAAGGUCCUGCAAGACGCACGUGAGCAACGUGAGCAACAAAACCGACUUAAAGAGAUUAAUCAACAGCUGAAAAAUCUGGAUGGAAAUCUUAACUUUCUCCAGUUCGUCCACAUCUUUCCUGAAGUGUGGUGCACGGAACUGGAUGUUGUAUUCCAGCCUGAAGAAGUACCUUGUCUCUCUGAAGGGCAGCUUGUGACUCUUCUGGAAGAAUGUAUGCAGUUUCCAAGAACAACAAGCAAUGUUACCAUGCCAGAAUUACAGGAAUCUCUUUCUGAUGGAAUAAGUCCCUUUUGUUACACAACUCAAGACUCCACCCUGCUCUCCAGGUCUACUCUUUCCAAACUGUUAGAUGAAGCCCAUAGCGUGGGGAUGUUAUCAGCUCAGGAGGGGGCUGGUAUCGAAGAUAAAAGUAUAUGUGAAAGUGCAGAGAGUGAAACCUGUGGCUACUAUCUCAGUAAAGCAUUGGCCAUUAGUCAUUUAUCAAAGGAUUCUGUGGCCCAAAUAGAAGAACCUGAUGACCUAGAAAGUUCACAGGAGAUGGAGAAUAAGAGUAAUACUGAAGGUUACUUUAUGUCAAGAGCACUCAGCGCAAAAAGAUUGAAAAAACCCUCUUUCUUGGAUGAACCAUUUUAUUGCAUCAGCAUGAACAAUGAACUAUCCACAGAGGCUGACAUUCCCAGCAUACCAUUGCAGACCAGAGGAGAUGAUCUGAAGAUUGAAGAUGUGACAGCAGAGUAAUAUACAUACUCCAAUUUAGUCAUUUUAAUAAAACAUUGGUAAACUACA